AUGCGUUCAGGUUUGCCCCUCGUGGCCACACUCCUCCUUCGGGGAACUCUUGGUGCACCAGCAUGCAGUACCCAGACCAUCUCUCGAGACGUUGUUAUCGUUGGCGGUGGUGCAGCUGGUGCUCAUGCUGCCGUGUGGCUGCGCGAUCAUAACAAGACCGUGGUCGUUGUCGAGAAAGCCUCCCAGCUUGGCGGUCACACAGCUUCUUACUAUGACCCAGUCUCAAACAAGUCGAUCAACGUUGGAGUGCAGGCUUGGAUGGAGUACAAGGACACCUUCGACUUCGUUCACCGCAUGAACGUAUCAACAAGCGGGUCGAUGCAGUUUACGACACUCGACUACCAGUACGUCGACUUCAGGACGGGCGAGCCGACAGACUUUGCUGCACCUGCAUCCGACGACAUGUAUCCCGCCUUACAGAGAUAUCUCGAUGUCAUUCUUCAGUAUGAGGACAUGGUUCUGCCCGGCUUCGACAACUUCCCUGAGCCAGACGCUAUUCCUGAGGACUUGCUGAUGCCUUUCGUCGACUUCGUCGAGAAGUACAACCUCGAGGCUGCCGUUCCGCAGAUCUGGGACUCCACUGCCCAGGGCAUCGGCAACACCAUGGAUGUGCCCACCUUGUUUGUUGUGCAAGCUUCUGGCAUUCCUAUGGUUCGCGCUCUGUUGGGAACCGGUGCCGCCGCUGUUCCGGCCUCGGGACGUUUGUACGAUCUGUACGAGGCCAUCGAAGAGUUCUUGGGCGACGACGUAUUGUACUCAAGUACGGUCUCCUCAUCAAGUCGAGCAGAGGACGGCGUGUCCUUGGAGAUUACUGGGGCGGAAGGCAAGUCGACUUGCAUAGAAGCCAAACGCCUUCUCGUCGCCUUUGAGCCUACAGCAGAGAGCAUGGCACCUUUCAAUCUCGACGAGACUGAAUCCGAGGUCUUCGACAAGUUCGGCUUCGCCACAGUCUAUGCAGGCAUCCUUCAGCACCCCUCACUACAACUCAGCACGGCCUACUCAAACAGGUUGCCUAAGACCGGCUCCAGCAACAACACAGUCUUCCCGACUCCCUCUCAGGUCGGCCGCAUUGACUACCUCGGCGGAACCCAGAAUCUCUUCCAGUUUACGGCAGUUGGCACUGAGAGUGAUACCUCCGAGAGCAUGAAGACCCUUAUUGGUCAGUCCAUUGAUACGAUGAUCGAGGCCGGCACUAUUCCCGCUUCGAACGGCUCGCUCAGCUUCGCUGCAUUCGCAAACCACGGCAAGAUGCACCCGCGCGUGACGGCUGAUGACCUCCGUGCCGGUUUCAUCCAGAAGCAGGUCGGCCUUCAGGGUCACCUCUCUACUUGGUAUACGGGAGCUGCCUUUUCCGCAGGCUUUUCGACUGUUGUGUGGGAGUAUAACAACGUCCUCUUGCCCAGCUUGGUAGCAAGCCUCUAA
Molecule: messenger RNA, 1422 nt
Organism: Colletotrichum chrysophilum
Lineage: Eukaryota; Fungi; Ascomycota; Sordariomycetes; Glomerellales; Glomerellaceae
Exons: 2
Coding region: 1-1422 (473 amino acids)
Molecular function (GO): oxidoreductase activity
Source: RefSeq, a predicted model, not a curated record